AAUAAACUUCAGUUAUAGUCACAGAAAGCCACAAAGCAAAAGCACAUGGCAUGAAACCUCACACGUGAAUUUUUGCAUCUAGCGACAUCUGGCGUCCAUACUCUGAAUGAAAUAUAAGACUGUUUUAUCGACACACGAUUUGCCUACUAAAGAAAAUAUGAGAACUGAAAGAUUUCAGGAGAAAUAAGAUAAAUAUAUUUCGAACUCGUUAUAUCUUAAGUAUAUUUUCAUAUAAGUAAUCCAAUUUACUAUUAAACUUCCAAUUAAGAAUUUAUAUAUUUUGAAGAUAAAAUAAUGACAGAAGCAGCUAAAAAGCCUGCGACUGCAAUAGCCAGGCCCCCUAUAAGUGACUCAAGUCUUAUGUACAUUCCGGAGGAUGCUGUAGAAGGUUUCCAAGAGCGUAUAGAAACAGGAAUUGAAUGGACGCUGAUUGAGAAAGGGGCACUUUAUCAUAGAACAAACUGCUUUAAAGAUGACAUCCCGAGCUGUACUUUCACCGAAAGUCUCAAUACUAAACUUGAAAAUAGCAUUUAUCAGACCUUUUUAGAUAAUGAGUCAAAUAUAAAACUAGAAGACAAAUGGGAGCUUCUCCUACCAAUUGCAUUAUGGGAUAAUGAAAAGUUUUCCAAUGAAGAAGGAAAGAUAUGUUUCCGUAGUGCAAAUAAUUUAACUGAGGACAUGGAUAAAAUAAUAAAGAACGCUGUGAAAGCAGGAGAUCAAGACGGAAUCAUGAAAGAUUUUUAUUUAGUUGACGUGUUAAGAGUGAAUGACGCAAAGAUGACGGAGUUAGACAACGGUUUAAAAAAAUUCAAGAACUUGAUUACCCUCACUUUAUGUGGAAAUUAUAUCAGUGACAUUGAUGCGACAUGCCUUCCUUCUUCAUUGAGAACUCUGGAGCUACAGGCGAACAGAAUCAAAUCAGUGCACUCGUUUGCUGAACACUUGCCUAACGACUUGUUGUAUCUGGGUUUAUCUAGGAAUUUGCUCAAUGAUGAUAGUGUUGAGGGAUUCUCGCAUAUACCGUAUAAUAUCACGGUUUUAGAUUUGUCAGACAACGACAUCUACCAACUGGAGCCGUUAUUAGAAAUAUUGGCGCGACUUCCGAACCUCUCGGCGCUUCAUCUAGCUGGGAACCCUUGCGCGGUAUGUGCAGGAUAUGCUCGUGUGACAUUACUGAAAUUGCCACGUUUGAGGUGGUUGGACUCCAGAGAAAUCCUAAUUACAGACAGACCGCCUGAUACCUUUGAACCACAUCCAGAUGACCUGCGAGCUGCUUAUUUCAAUUUUACAAUAUUCAGGAUAAUGUCAGCACCGCAGCCGCCAAAACCUGAAAAGGGAGCUGUGACAACGUUCCACAUAGAAUUAGAAUUGCCUUUAUUAGAUCCAAUAAGGAGGGCUUUUCUUAUGUUCCGAAGAAAUGACUCUCUGACAGAAAUGCUGCCUCCUCCCGAAGACGAAGAAUGGAUGACACCUGCAGUGCAUCCUUCGUCAGUUGCUAGAAGCAAAUCAAUCGUGGGAAACACCACCACCACGGACUUAGAAUUAGAAUCGUUGGAGUCUGACAUCUACAAUCACUUAGUGCCGGUGAAUUCACGUGAAAUUCGUCACUACACAAUCUUUGAGAGCAACAAAAUUGUAUGGAAUAAAGUAAUGAAUUUCCAAGAGCCAGCAAUUAAAAUUUUUUGCCCUGAUCUCGUCGCCCUGAGGAAUACCUUUCGGAGUACCAUCACUGUGAGAUUAAUUUAUUCUGUGUCCAUAACCGUAAAACCAGGAAAAGCCGAAAAGAAAAGUCAAACGGUAUUUAAGCAACCUGCAGAGCAACGAGUGACGUUGAUGACUGCUAAAUGUGCGUUGAGACGCCUCGACUGGAGCCAGCCUUCUCAACACUUCCACUGGGAUGACAGCCUGGAGUCCGACGAAGCUAUCCAUUGGGGCGAUGGAGAUCUUUCUAUUAUACAGUACAGCCAAGCUCCGGUUAAAGUCACCAAAGGAAAACAGGAAAGCGAAGUAGGUUCCUCAAGGCAGCUGCCGCCCGAAAACUUAACAUGCCACUUUGGCUUUGGCAUUGACACAUUACGUGCUUAGUUUUUAUGAUAUUUGGGGUAACUCUAAUAACGAUAGUUCUAGAUUAUUUCGAGAGAGAAUUCAUAAAAAGAAAUUAAAACAACGCAUUGAUGGAAAUAUUACAAUUUGAAAGCUUCAAAUUGGAAUAAUAGAUGAGCGACCGAAGACAUAAAUGUAAAUUAGAAAAAUUAAACACAGGAUUAACUCACCUAAGACGCGCUGAUAAUAUACGUUCUGAAAUCUUCAGUGGGAUUCAAGAAAAGACAUUAUUUACUACAACAACUAUUAAUUUCUAAAAUAUUAAUUUUAUUUUCGUGAUCGGAAUACCUUCUUACUGUAUUUUAUUUCUUUAUUGAUUUAAGCCUCUACUGUAGCUCCCUAUGAGACCGAACUGUUUGUAUAAUGUAUUUGGUAACAUAAACUUUAUGCUUAAU
Messenger RNA from Plodia interpunctella (Indianmeal moth), 2498 nucleotides. RefSeq lists its product as uncharacterized. The record is from RefSeq and is a predicted model, not a curated record. NCBI's taxonomy places the organism in Eukaryota, Metazoa, Arthropoda, Insecta, Lepidoptera, Pyralidae. Gene Ontology annotation, molecular function: protein binding. The coding region runs from base 295 to 2085 and encodes 596 amino acids. The transcript has 10 exons.